Molecule: messenger RNA, 549 nt
Organism: Paraglomus brasilianum
Lineage: Eukaryota; Fungi; Glomeromycota; Glomeromycetes; Paraglomerales; Paraglomeraceae
Source: the annotation of a GenBank genome assembly
AUGGAGGGUAUUCAAAGCCAAUUUAAGAGCUAUAACGCUCAGCUCGAUAAAGAACUCUCCAAAUAUACGAUAUUCAAUACAGUCGAGAAACGUACCAAUGUCCCAAAGACCUAUUUGGCUCUCGGUGUUGGUGCCUUCAUGUUUGUUCUCAUAUUCUUUGACUUUGCCGGACAGUUACUGAGCAAUUUGGUUGGGUGGGUGUAUCCUGCUUAUCGUUCCUUCAAAGCUAUCGAAACAACCGAAAAGACAGAUGAUACUCAGUGGUUGACAUAUUGGGCUGUCUAUGGCUUUGUUGCCUUGGUAGAAUUCUUCUCCAACCUCAUCUUAUACUGGGUACCAUUCUACUAUCUUAUCAAGACGCUAUUCUUCCUAUGGCUCUUCCUUCCUCAAUUCAAAGGUGCUCAGACACUUUACACCAGAUUCCUUCGGCCCGCACUCCUUCAAUAUUCCGGUGACGUGGAUUCUGGUAUCAAACAUAUCAAGACCACACUCAAGGCUGUUGCUCACGAAGGCGUUUCCGCUGCUCUUGCUGAUCCUAAGAUUGAUUAG